AUGUCAUCAGUUUUCAAGCAUGCCCGAAGCCUUUCGGGAGUAUCGCGGCUAAGAGCAGACCUGCUCAAUAGUCGUUUAUACAAGGCAAUAUAUCAUCAUGACACCGAGUUUCCCAUACCUCAUUGGCGCAAUUCCCGGGCUGGCCUAAGCCCAGGCAGUUUCCGUUCGUUUCAGUCCACUGCGCUCCUCAAUGUGCCCGAGUCACUUGCAAUCGACACUCAACCCUCACAACUUGGUGAUCAUUUCAACAAAAAGCGGUUAGAUUCCUCACCCGAUGAACAAUGCGCAACAGUGCUCCAAGACUCAGUGGAUAGCUCGCUCGGAAAGAAAAGACUGCAAAAGACCCCCAGCAUCAGAGUGAAACCGAAACCCACCGAAUAUCUCUCCAAAGCUUUGCGAAAUGCUGGCCACGCCCUCGGACAUAAUGGUCAAUCAGCCGGGCUUGACCGAGCCCACACCAAAUUUGCACUCCAAACACAGAAUGAGUUGAGGACAGUUGGUCGACCAAAAAAGCCGUCACUGCCGGUUAUUCUUGGGGAGUACAUACGAGAGGUGGACUCGUUACUUUCGUCUACGUCGGAUAAGCGUGCUGAUAAGGGUUUGGAUAUCGCUCUCCGGAAAGUAUUCAGAAACACGAGUCAUGACUAUCUAUCAUCGCGUGGCUACGAUGUCGCCGAUGUGACUGCUUGGGCCUGGAUCAUGAAGAGCCGGAAUCCCCACGAGGCAAUGGUCCGGCUGUUCUUGUUCGAAACUGACAGAGCCAAGUCUGGCGCUACUAGUCCGAAGAUUCCACCUUUUAUCCCGCUCCAGCUUUUAAGACAGCACAACCUUGAUGCUCACACUUUUCGUUUGCUCUUAAUCCACUCUUUACACCUCAUGAGCGGACAUACCUUCCCCAUCACUGAAACUCCCGCUGAUUUCGCCGAAAAUGACCCUGAGCUAUCACCCGAGGACUUCCGUCCUCAAAUUGAUUCUGGCACUUGCAUGAUUUUGGUAGUUCGUUUAAUCCGUCAUGCUCGGCGCGUAUGGCCGCAAUCACUUCUUACUAUUGCACGUGCAUUCGCCCGCUUCCUCUCAGCCUCAAGGACCGAUGACGCUGAGAGAUCAGUUUUGGCGGCUCGACAUGACGAUCGCGUCAAAACCGUCAAAUUUAACGAAUGUCUCUGGCUACUUUCCAUACCAGCCAACAUUGCUCCUUACCGCUCAACAGCUAUUCAACAGCAAGCGCAAUUUGAACUUCUUCGAGCCAUGGCCACCCACAACCCCGUCCUUCCUGUUACAAGACAAGGGUAUCGAGCAGUCGUUGCAGUCCAACUGGCCCAUAAGAAGACAUCUGAAGAGCGCCAGUCCGCUGAGCUAAAAGCUCCAUCAUGGCCUCCAUGGAAGGAAGAAAAACUGGGGAUUGAUUCCCAGCGCGGGAAUGAAGGCAUGUUCAGUCGUGCGAUGCAGGUACUUUCACAAAUGAAAGAUGCUGGUUAUUCUCAUCGUCUUUGGGAGGACAUAUCCUCGAUUUUGGCGGGUUGGGACACAGAUCACAGCCCGACGGUACAGACGAGGGCUAUGAUGCGUCGCCCGCAAGCUUUACCGGACAGACAUGGAUUCAAGUCGAAUCACCAUGAAAUGUGGGUUGCUCGUAUUCGCUCUACUAGGACUGUCCGUGAGGCCUGGGCGUGUUUUCUCUCCUACCAGGAUCGUGGCCUGCCCUUGAAGGGUGCCAUCUACGCUGCGAUGGCUGAAAAAUUAAUAUACCGACGAAACGCCAUAGAACGCGAGUUUGACCAAAUGAGUCAUGCUCUACCAGGAGAUGGCCGCGAAGUCCACCCGGAACCAGCUUCUGCUCGUGACAUUAUCUAUGUGCCCACAGAACCACCUACCGUGGAUGAGUUCCUUGAUCAGAUGCGCGGACGGGGGCUUCGUCCUUCUGGGAGAUUCCUCGGGUUAUUACUUCAGUCGGCUACUUCUCUGCGUUCGGGGUUGUAUUACCUUGAAUCCAGUGGCCUGACAGUUGCUCAAAUUGAGGCGCUCUCUAUUGUGCGGGCCAAGUCUCGCACGUAUCACACCUUGGACCUUGAUGCUUUUCAUGAAAUGCCGGACUUUGUGUUUGCAUCGUUCAUCAAGUUUCUAUGCACCCAUUCGGAUAUUGCCAGUCUGGAUGCGGGCAAUCGAAAUAUUCUCACAGCCGACCGUUUCCCGGCAUUGAUAGCCGCCAACUGCUCGACCGGUGCGAAAGUGGACCUUGUCGCAUAUUCCGAGGAACAUCCAGGUAAUAAGCAUCAUCCAAGGGCUUUAUGGCACGCGAUCCAAUUGACCAAAUUGCGACGUGCUCCUUACACCCCAUCCUGGACCCACAUAUUAUCUGCUCUGACCCGUGAGCGCCUUACCGGGUAUUAUGGCCCAAGAAGCCGAAGUCUUCAGCGCAUACUAGCAUGGCACCAGGCUCUCAGAGCAUUAGGCUGGAUGCGACAGCGUGAUGUCGCACUUGGCGAGGAAGGAUUCCGCAUUUUAUGUGUGGCGUUCACGAAAGCCAUUGACGCUGCCCUUAGACACCCUGGAACUGCCGAACAAAGCUUUAUGCUUAUUCAUAAAGCUCGCAUUCGUCGUCUCAAGGCUAGAAACGAAGGCGAUGACGAGGUAGAUGCUUUGAUGCAGCACGCGCUGCAGGUUUUGAAGCAUGAGUUUGAUUAUCUCGUGCUCCCGGCCUCCAAAACAUCGGAGCAUGCGGAGCGAAGUGUCUUCGCAGCAGAAACCACUUCUGAAACACAACUCAAUGUUCCCUCGAUGCUGCAAAUACCAUCACCUGCUACGCUACAUGCCUUUGUUCGGGCUCUGGGGUCUGUAGGAGAUGACGAAGGGUUGUUACAUCUGCUGCACUGGAUGUGUCGGUCAGCUGAUAUAUUGAAAGAAGCUGCAGACGAACAUGCAAACGGAGACAAAAUGAUGCGUCGAACCCUUGUGGCGAUCAGGGUGUUUUUGGAAAGACAACAGCAACGGAUUGACACGCGGGUACCAUCGGAUCUGAUCGUGGAGGCAUACGACCUUAUCAGCCGGACAGGCUGGGACUGGCCGAGUGAUGCGGAGGUUGCAGAAUACUUCCGCCUCUCCACACCCCUCGCGCACCUCCGGGCGACCGCGGUGCCCACCCGGGUUUUCAUCUCUCGCUACAGCACCAGCACAGAAGACGACAUAAUCAAGACCCAGCAGGUCCCCGCCCCAGGCUCAGGGCAUGUGCGCGUGCUGCAACUGAACCGUCCCAAAGCCCGCAAUGCGAUCUCUACCCACUUACUCGACACGCUCUCGAAGCAUGUGGACGCCAUCGCCGCCGAAGGAGGCAACGGGCCAACCCGGGCAUUGGUUGUAGCAAGCAACGCAGACGCAGCGUUCUGCGCAGGCGCAGACCUGAAGGAACGCGCUAACAUGAGCAUGGCCGAAACCGAAGACUUCCUCCUCAAACUUCGCUCCACCUUCCAAAAACUCGCCUCCCUCGAAAUCCCCACCAUUUCCGCCGUCUCGUCCCUAGCCCUCGGCGGCGGCCUCGAGCUCGCCCUGUGCACGCACCUGCGCGUCUUCGCAUCGUCCAGCGUCGUGGGCCUCCCAGAAACACGUCUCGCUAUUAUUCCCGGCGCAGGCGGCACAUACCGACUGCCUCCGAUUAUCGGCGUCAACCGCGCCCGGGACAUGAUCCUCACUGGCCGCCGGGUGACCGGACCCGAGUCUUACUUCAUUGGGCUCUGUGAUCGGCUUGUGGAGAUACUGCCUGAGGAGGAGGCUCAGGAGGGCGUUGCGCGCGAACGUGUCCUGCGGGAAAGUAUCAAGCUUGCUCUAGAUAUCUGUGAAGGUGGCCCUAUUGCUAUCAAGAUGGCGAUGCAGGCUGUCGAUGCCCACGCUCUGGGUGAGCGGGCGGAGAAUGCGGCUUAUGAAGCAGUUGUCGAGACUGAUGAUCGGUAUGAGGCGCUGCGCGCCUUUGUUGAGAAGCGGAAGCCGGCGUUCCGUGGGAGGUAA
This is a messenger RNA of Penicillium expansum, 3999 nucleotides long. RefSeq lists its product as uncharacterized. Gene Ontology annotation, cellular component: mitochondrion. The record is from RefSeq and is a predicted model, not a curated record. Gene Ontology annotation, biological process: fatty acid beta-oxidation. The transcript has 4 exons. Bases 1 to 3999 code for a protein of 1332 amino acids. NCBI's taxonomy places the organism in Eukaryota, Fungi, Ascomycota, Eurotiomycetes, Eurotiales, Aspergillaceae. Gene Ontology annotation, molecular function: enoyl-CoA hydratase activity.